AUGACAACGAAUGUGAUGUCACCUCAGAGCCCGCUAGGAUCAACAAAUGCUGCCAACAACAACAACAAUAACAACAACAACGACAAUGAUCACUUGUCCCAAGUCAAACAGCAGCAGCAACAACAACAGCAACAAGCCUCCUCCAUAGCGGCCGCUGCAGCAGCCGCCAUGUACAUCGAUCCCAUGCGCUAUCAUAAUGCCGCCGCUGCUGCCCACCAUCAUCAUCAUCAGCAUCCACACCUGAAUCCCGCCCAUCAUCCACAUCUGUUUCACACCAGCGAUCAGGCGCUGCAGCACUCCUCGUCAGCGGCUGCAGCGGCCGCCCAUCAUCAGCAUCUGCAACAACCGCAAGCCUCACCGGGAGCCGGCAGCACAAGCGGCGGCGUCUUGCAAGCCUCCUCCUCGGCAGCCUCGCCCUCCUUCCGUCUCGUCGGCGUUGGGGGUCAGUGGUGCAGCUGGCAUGCAUCACCUGAACUUGAAUCCGCACUCGCUGCACCAUCAUCAGCACCAGCAACAGCAUCACCAUCAUCAGCAGCAACAGCAACAAUUGCACGCACGCCGUCUCUUCGAGUGGAGUUUGCAAUUUGGGGCAGCCGCCGCCCCGGGCGCAGCGGUAAGGCACUUCAAUUCGUUCGGUGGAUCCGGAGAAUAGCAUACAUCAGCUGCUGCUGCGGCAGCAGCUUCAGCCGCUUGGUUUGGCUAUGAGUCGUCCUAACUUGAGAGAACGAACCAACGAGCAGCUGGACAACGCAGAAAGCUAACAGUAGCAGGAUCGGGAUCGGGAUCGGGAUCGGGAUCUGGCCUAGCAGCUCAAAUGGUGUAGCCAAAAAUUUUUGGAGCAUUGGCAUUUUGCCAAAAAGUUUUUGGCUAGGCAAAUUUUGGGCUCUUCUCAACAGAUGGCCGGGCCAAGCAUUGCCAUGUGCGGAGCCUAAGCAGACUAAGACCCAGGAGAUGUGUUUGAGACCCUAUUAACAGUGCUUGGCUUGGCCAUCAAAGCCUUUCCCUUCGACCCCCCCCCCCCACGAACUGAGAGGUGAAGUUUAGUACUUCAGCUGAACCAGUGCAUUAGUCUGUGUUAAAAUUAAGCUAAAAAUCCUUUUUUUUUAAGUGAGUGCGGUUUUUUUUUGCCAACGAGGCAUGAUUGUAAACUAGAUGAGAAAGAAUUCUUAAAGAAAUUUUUUUUUGUAAAACUCAACACUGAGAGAAAAAGUUUUUAAAAAACUUUCUAAAAAAUAAAAAAAUUCGAAAAUUUUUUUUUUUUUUUUAAAAAGGCAGAGGAAAAAAAAAACAAAGGCAAUUCAAAUCAAACGAGUUACAAAGUGAUGUUUUAUAAACCCUAUUUUUAUUUUUUGUUUUUUUUUUUUUUUGAAUUUUUUUAUGUAAAUUUUUGUUUAAACAAAAAUAUUUUCUUAGACGGGCAACGGGCCAGAGAAUUGAAUUGAAACGCAACGAAGUUAUGGUGACGGGAAGUAAAAAAUCUAUACAGAAAAAAAGUGUUUAACAAAAAUCUCUAAGAAGAAACUUCAAAACAUGCUGAACCAACGUUCCGUUACAACAAUGGCUGCGGUGGCAAGGUAAAGUCUUUUCCAAAUCACAUUUCUUUUCUCAGAACCACAACCACAACCAACACACUUUGACACUUUGACUUCCAAACGAUUUUCUAAACUCCCAAAAACUUCAUUACGUUUCAUAUCAGAAAUCCAAAGGCCUCGCAUUGCCCCAGACAAAAAAAAACCGACUAGGUCCCCAAAACAAAACUCUUGUGUAUAUAGUUAAGUCAUUAGAACGUAGGCAACUUUUUAACCUUAAACAGCAAAUAUCUCUUACAUAUAUAGAAGAAAAACCGGAAAAAAAAAUAUUUUAAAAAUAUAUAAAAAAAAAAAACUAUCUUUAAUGGAGGCGAGGAAGAAAAAUCAAACUUAAGGCGAAAAGCAAGAAAAAUUUUCUUAGUUAUUCUUAGUCAAAGAAAGGCAUUGUAGGUAAGCCCCCCUCCCCACCCCCAACAAAUUGUAUAAAGCCUGCCACCAAAAUCCCACUUACAACCUGCAAUGCCCUUAGAGGAGGGGAAAAUUGCAAAA
Molecule: messenger RNA, 2078 nt
Organism: Stomoxys calcitrans (stable fly)
Lineage: Eukaryota; Metazoa; Arthropoda; Insecta; Diptera; Muscidae
Product: transcription factor Sox-1-like
Exons: 1
Coding region: 1-705 (234 amino acids)
Source: RefSeq, a predicted model, not a curated record